This is a messenger RNA of Chanos chanos (milkfish), 1080 nucleotides long. It is a transcript of the gene isl2a, whose product is annotated as ISL LIM homeobox 2a. The record is from RefSeq and is a predicted model, not a curated record. Gene Ontology annotation, biological process: positive regulation of transcription by RNA polymerase II; neuron fate specification; axonogenesis. NCBI's taxonomy places the organism in Eukaryota, Metazoa, Chordata, Actinopteri, Gonorynchiformes, Chanidae. Gene Ontology annotation, molecular function: cis-regulatory region sequence-specific DNA binding; DNA-binding transcription factor activity, RNA polymerase II-specific. Gene Ontology annotation, cellular component: nucleus. The transcript is spliced from 6 exons. Bases 1 to 1080 code for a protein of 359 amino acids.
AUGGUGGAUAUUCUACUCCAUUCUUCUUUCUUGGGUGAUAUGGGGGAUCAUUCCAAAAAGAAGCCUGGCAUCGCCAUGUGUGUUGGUUGUGGAAGUCAGAUCCACGACCAGUACAUCCUGAGAGUUUCCCCGGACCUGGAGUGGCACGCAGCCUGUUUGAAGUGUGCGGAAUGUAGCCAGUACCUGGAUGAGACGUGCACUUGCUUUGUCCGAGAUGGCAAGACUUACUGCAAACGAGAUUACGUAAGAUUAUUCGGGAUCAAAUGUGCAAAAUGUAACAUCGGUUUCUGCAGCAAUGAUCUUGUGAUGCGGGCCCGGGACAACGUGUAUCACAUGGAGUGUUUCAGGUGCUCGGUGUGCAGCAGACAUCUCCUGCCGGGGGACGAGUUCUCUCUGCGGGAUGAGGAGCUCCUGUGCCGGGCUGAUCAUGGCUUACUAAUGGAGCGAGCCUCCGCAGGCAGCCCGCUAAGCCCCGGGAAUAUUCACUCUGGUAGAUCUCUACACAUGGCAGAACCUGUGCCAAUACGGCAACCACCUCAUCGCAACCACGUUCACAAGCAGUCUGAAAAGACCACUCGCGUGCGGACAGUAUUAAAUGAGAAGCAGCUACACACUCUGCGGACCUGUUACAACGCAAACCCGAGGCCGGACGCGCUAAUGAAAGAACAGCUUGUGGAAAUGACCGGUCUCAGUCCACGGGUUAUACGAGUGUGGUUCCAGAACAAACGCUGCAAAGACAAGAAAAGAUCUAUGCUCAUGAAACAACUCCAACAGCAGCAACACAGCGAUAAAACCAAUCUCCAAGGACUAACAGGUACACCUCUGGUGGCAGGCAGUCCCAUUAGACAUGAUAACACAGUCCAGGGAAACCCUGUAGAGGUUCAGACCUACCAGCCGCCCUGGAAAGCCUUGAGCGAGUUUGCCUUACAGAGUGACCUGGACCAGCCCGCUUUCCAACAGUUGGUGUCAUUUUCCGAGUCGGGUUCCUUGGGUAACUCAUCGGGUAGUGAUGUGACUUCUCUGUCGUCGCAGCUACCUGACACCCCCAACAGUAUGGUGCCCAGUCCCGUAGAGACGUGA